UUGAACAUGGAAUUCAACCCAUCAGAUCAUCCACGGGCCAGUACGAUAUUUCUCAGUAAAUCACAAACAGAUGUGAGAGAAAAACGCAAGAGUCUCUAUAUAAACCACCAUCCUCCUGGGCAGUUGAGAAGGAAAUACAGUUCCUGCUCCACUAUUUUCCUGGAUGACAGCACAGUCAGUCAACCAAACCUCAAGUAUACCAUCAAAUGUGUAGCUCUUGCAAUAUAUUACCACAUCAAAAACAGGGACACAGACGGAAGAAUGCUCUUAGAUAUUUUUGACGAAAACCUUCAUCCCCUUUCGAAAUCCGAAGUGCCACCAGAUUAUGACAAACAUGACCCGGAGCAGAAACAGAUUUACCGCUUUGUUCGGACGUUGUUCAGUGCUGCUCAACUGACUGCUGAAUGUGCCAUUGUCACCCUGGUAUAUCUUGAAAGACUUUUAACUUAUGCAGAGAUAGAUAUUUGUCCAGCAAACUGGAAGCGAAUUGUACUGGGCGCAAUUCUACUGGCAUCCAAAGUUUGGGACGACCAGGCAGUGUGGAACGUGGAUUACUGCCAGAUCCUGAAAGAUAUCACGGUCGAAGACAUGAAUGAGCUGGAACGCCAGUUUCUUGAGUUGUUGCAGUUCAAUAUUAAUGUUCCCUCUAGUGUUUAUGCCAAGUAUUAUUUUGAUUUGCGUUCCCUGGCAGAAGCGAAUAACCUGAGUUUUCCUUUGGAGCCCCUCAGCAGGGACAGGGCGUAUAAACUUGAGGCCAUUUCCCGCUUGUGUGAAGAUAAAUAUAAGGACUUCAGGAAAGCCGCAAAGAAACGGUCAGUCAGUGCUGACAAUCUGACUGUGGUUAGAUGGUCCCCUGCUAUUAUCUCCUAACCCAGGAGACUGGAGUAUUCCUACGGACGUACUGUUUCAUCCAUCCAUUUUUUUGGAGGUGGGCUGGGGG
Pygoscelis adeliae (Adelie penguin) is the source of this 940-nucleotide messenger RNA. It is a transcript of the gene CCNY, whose product is annotated as cyclin Y. Gene Ontology annotation, molecular function: cyclin-dependent protein serine/threonine kinase activator activity; protein kinase binding. The transcript is spliced from 9 exons. Gene Ontology annotation, biological process: regulation of cyclin-dependent protein serine/threonine kinase activity; regulation of canonical Wnt signaling pathway. Lineage: Eukaryota; Metazoa; Chordata; Aves; Sphenisciformes; Spheniscidae. Bases 7 to 870 code for a protein of 287 amino acids. Gene Ontology annotation, cellular component: plasma membrane; cytoplasmic cyclin-dependent protein kinase holoenzyme complex. The record is from RefSeq and is a predicted model, not a curated record.